This is a messenger RNA of Emys orbicularis (European pond turtle), 1512 nucleotides long. RefSeq names its product glutamate decarboxylase like 1 (gene GADL1). NCBI's taxonomy places the organism in Eukaryota, Metazoa, Chordata, Testudines, Emydidae. Gene Ontology annotation, cellular component: cytoplasm. The coding region runs from base 1 to 1512 and encodes 503 amino acids. The record is from RefSeq and is a predicted model, not a curated record. Gene Ontology annotation, biological process: carboxylic acid metabolic process. Gene Ontology annotation, molecular function: pyridoxal phosphate binding; carboxy-lyase activity. The transcript is spliced from 15 exons.
AUGGUCCCUUCUAGGAAGAGGAAUGCUGUCUUGGUGAAUGGUGUCAUUCUGAAUGGCCCAAUAACAGAUUCAAAAGCAGGAGAAAAAUUUGUAGAAGAUGCCUGUAAGAUCAUAAUGGAGGAGGUCAUACAGAAAGCUGCUGAUGUAACAGAGAAGGUUUGUGAAUGGCAGCCUCCAGAAAAACUGAAAAAACUUCUCGAUCUGGAAAUGAGGGAUACCGGAGAGCCCCAUCAGAGACUCUUGCAACUUUGCCAGGACAUUAUUCGAUACAGCGUCAAAACUAAUCAUCCAAGAUUUUUCAAUCAGUUGUAUGCUGGUAUUGAUUAUUACUCUUUAGUGGCUCGUUUCAUUACAGAAGCAUUAAACCCAAGUGUAUAUACGUAUGAGGUGUCCCCCGUGUUUUUGUUAGUGGAAGAAGCAGUCCUGAAGAGAAUGAUUGAAUUCAUAGGCUGGAAAGAAGGUGAUGGUAUAUUUAAUCCAGGUGGCUCUGUUUCUAAUAUGUAUGCUAUGAACUUAGCUAGGUAUAAAUAUUGUCCUGACAUAAAGGAAAAGGGGCUUUCAGGGCUGCCAAGACUGGUCCUGUUUACAUCAGAAGAGUGUCAUUACUCCAUGAACAAGGCAGCUUCUUUCCUGGGCAUUGGCACGCAGAAUGUUUACUUCAUCACAACAGAUGAAAGAGGUAAGAUGAUACCUGAGGAACUGGAGAAACAAGUCCAGCGGGCCAGGAAAGAGGGGGCAGCACCGUUUCUUGUCUGUGCCACAGCUGGUACAACUGUGUUGGGAGCAUUUGAUCCUCUGGAUAAAAUAGCUGAUAUCUGUGAAAAACAUGGUCUUUGGCUGCAUGUGGAUGCAUCUUGGGGUGGCUCAGCUUUGAUGUCAAGGAAGCAUCGUAAGCUUCUGUGUGGCAUUCACAGGGCUGAUUCUGUUGCCUGGAAUCCCCAUAAAAUGCUGAUGGCAGGAAUCCAGUGCUGUGCUCUUCUGGUGAAAGACAACUCUGACCUGCUUAAGAAAUGCUACUCUGCCAAGGCCUCCUACCUUUUCCAGCAGGACAAGUUCUAUGAUGUCAGCUACGACACAGGAGACAAGUCUAUCCAGUGUAGCCGACGACCGGAUGCAUUUAAAUUCUGGAUGACGUGGAAGGCAUUGGGAACUACAGGACUUGAGGAACGAGUAAACAGAGCCCUUGCCUUAGCUAGAUACCUAGUAGAUGAAAUUAAGAAAAGAGAAGGAUUCCAGCUUCUGUUGGAGCCAGAGUAUGCGAACAUUUGCUUUUGGUACAUUCCAUCAAGCUUAAGAAAAAUGGAGGAAGGACCUGAGUUCUGGGAAAAGCUCCAUCAGGUUGCUCCUGUAAUUAAAGAGAGAAUGAUGAAGAAAGGCAGCAUGAUGUUAGGGUACCAACCCCAUCGUGGCAAAGUCAACUUCUUUCGCCAGGUAGUGAUCAGUCCCCAGGUGAGCCGUGAGGACAUGGACUUCCUGCUGGACGAGAUUGACUUGCUUGGCAGAGACUUGUAG